Eurytemora carolleeae is the source of this 1924-nucleotide messenger RNA. Its product is annotated as metallo-beta-lactamase domain-containing protein 2. The record is from RefSeq and is a predicted model, not a curated record. The coding region runs from base 154 to 1062 and encodes 302 amino acids. The transcript is spliced from 13 exons. NCBI's taxonomy places the organism in Eukaryota, Metazoa, Arthropoda, Copepoda, Calanoida, Temoridae.
UACUUAUUUUGUAAGACGACAUUCUUGUCUUGCAUUACAGAAAUCAAAUCAAGUUUGGUUUAAAUUUCAUAAGAUAAGAAGAACCUGAAUUCCUUUAUAUUGAUAACUCCAGUACCAAUUGUAACUCUGAUCGUGAGGUUAAAUUAGGAAAGCAUGACUCUUUUGAAACCAUCGUUGAAAAUCUUCUCAUGCGUAAAUAGGUUUUCCUCUAGUGUAUCCAAUAAGAUUCACCCGUUGUAUAAACACACACAAGUAUCAGAAAACGUGUUUUUAAUCCAGGAGAAAUAUUUCAUUUCCUGGAACCUUGCCAACAUAUUUUUUAUUCGAGGAUCAGACAGAGAUCUUCUGGUGGAUACUGGAGUAGGUAUUUUUAACCUUCCAGCUUAUCUGACCAGCGCGCAGCUGAGAAAUGCACCUGACAAGCCUUUAGAUGUUGUUCUUACUCACGCUCAUUUUGAUCAUUCUGGAGGAGCACAUCAGUUCUCAAAAGUUUUCAUACAUAAAUUGGAAGAUGAAACUGUAAAAACAGGAAACAGGAGAAUGACAGCGAGCUGGGUAACUAGGGAAGAAGUUGUUCCUAAACCAACCGGAACCUGGAAUCACUUAGAAUACAGAGUUCUACCAUCCAAAGUGUUUCCGAUUGAAAAUAAUUUUGAAUUUGAUCUUGGCGACAGAACAUUUAAGGUUUUACAUAUUCCUGGACACUCUCCAGGUUCGAUAGCUUUAAUAGAUGAGAUAGGUGUUCUAAUUACAGGAGAUACUCUCUACAAGACUUCACAUGGAUUGAUUGAUUGGUAUCCAGGAAGCAGUUGUUACAGGAUGAGGAGUAGUGUUGAGAAAUUGGUUAAUCUUUGCAGGCAACAUAAGGUAGAAACAAUUCUACCAGGACAUAACCAGGGGUCCGGAACAAGCAGAGUAUACUGGCCCCCCCCCCCUCCUCCUCCACUCCCAACAGACGUCUUUAAACUCAAAACAGUUGUAAACAGUGAGGGAAUCUACUCUAUAUCUAUCAGUAAAGGAAUCUGCGAACUUUCAAGAUGGCGGUCACAAAAGCUGAUUUGAGUAAACUAGUUACCAGCCUCAAUGCUUAACUCAAGUUUGAAAACCAUGUCUUGGGUGAAAUUCGUCAGCUGCAAAAAUCCAUCGAAGAUCUAGAUGCUACUGCUAAAGAAAACAAGGAUGACAUUAAAUCACUCAUGGAUCGAACUCAAGCUCUUGAAACACAGAACACCCAGAAGGAUAACAAAAUCAAAUAGUUAACAGACAAAAUUAACGAUACGCAACAACAUCAGAGGAACUUCAGUUUCCGUAUCAAGGGAUUGCAUGUACCAAAGGAAUACAAAGAUAGAGAAUUCCUGAAAUACGUAUAUACCAAAGCAAUCCAACCAACUCUUGAAUUUCAAAAGCUGAAAGGGGAACUAAGCCAAGUACCAGAAUAUAACAAAGUUAUUGAACAAGGGCAUAUCCUUCCAUUACGUUCAUCUCCAACUGGUUAAAGACGUUGUCAAACAGGUCCAUCACUCAUUCAUACGUUUUCUAUCAAGAUCUAUUCGAGCCAAGGUUAUCACGCACAGCUACCCUGCUUUAAACCCUCUUAAUGCUGCUAAACACAAGUGGUUUAUUCCGAAACAAUACCGAUCAUCGACUGUCCAAUGAAAAAAAUAACACCAAAGAGUAAAUAUCCAAAUCAACGGUGAUCUCACAUUAAGAAUUAGAAAAAAUUAAUUGUUGGUACAUGUUUAAUAAACUUACUAUUAACUUUAAGAUAACUAAUGCAAUUUUAUUUUCAAAUUCUCUAAAUGCACAAAACGACUGUCGCGAUGUUUUCUCUAAACUAGGAGAAACUACACGAAAAAAUGAAUGCAUAAAAGAAACAGAUUUAGUUAGAUUCUUGGGAAUAUUGAUGGAUACUAAAAUAAACUUU